Molecule: messenger RNA, 2508 nt
Organism: Neoarthrinium moseri
Lineage: Eukaryota; Fungi; Ascomycota; Sordariomycetes; Amphisphaeriales; Apiosporaceae
Exons: 1
Coding region: 1-2508 (835 amino acids)
Molecular function (GO): protein binding
Source: RefSeq, a predicted model, not a curated record
AUGUCUUCGAAGACCAUCCUGCUCGAACGAGGCCCUCGCGACUAUAUCUGCAAAUCCUGCCUCUCUGCUCUGCGCAGACAGCCCGCGCGCCCGCCCGCCCGUCCGCCCGCGCGAUGGGGAGUGCGACAGGCGUCCCAGGCCGCUGCGGCGCAAGUUUCGGGUCCGCCCCGAAAGAAGCCACUGCCGACCGAUGACCCAGAGCGCCUGAGGACCCUGAGGAAGCUCGGCCUGCUCAAAGAGGAAGGCCGGGACACACAGCUCAAGGUGAACUAUUUCGAAGAGGCAGAGGGAGGGAAGCUGCGCCGACUUGACAGCCACGAGCAGUUCGCCGGCUCCGUCAACGAUGCCGGUGGCGAGUUUUCUGCGCAGUUGGAGGAGCUGGAGAAGGGAUACGGCGAGGCGUCCAAACUGUUCGACCUCUUUGAGAAGGCCGACAUCGAGGAACGAAAACUCCACAACAAGGUCGUCGACGAUCAGCUGAACAGCGGGCUCGACAAGGCGCUCGAUUCGACCCAGAGGCUGGAUCCUGCCGCCAUCAAUGCCUUGGACGAACUGUCGGAUGAGCUGGAGAGGACGUCGACCGGCCCGAUGCUCAUUGACCUGAACCACCCGUAUGCUGCUAGGUGGAACACCAACGAGAUGAUCCGGAUCAAUAAGUUGAAUAACAAUCUGGACCUUGCUGCGAGGCAACUCGACCGUGGAAACGUCAAUGCGAAAGGGUUCGAACUGUGGAAGUGGUAUUCAGCUGCCCGCAAGACCCUUGCCAGGAACUGGGAAACGGUUCCAGCAGCCACUUGGGAGGUCCUGUGGGAGGUCUUCUCCAUCGAAUCCUCCAAGAACCCCAACCGUUGGAGUCACGUUCACAACCUGGCCAAGGACAUGAACGAGGCCGGGUUCAAGUUGGUACCGCAACGUCAACUGAUGGCUAUCGAGGCUCUCUUCCUGGAAGGGUGGCACAAGGAAGCUAUAGAAAACCACAAAAAGUCGGUGGCGACGCUCGGGACCGACUCCAAGACGUUUCUUGAUUUCUGGCAGCUAGGAUUACGCAUGUAUUGCCACUCUGGAGACUUGGAGCGGGCCGAGCGCCUGCUGGACAUUAUUUUUGAGUCGUCAUAUCAGUACGACCCCCGAGUCGCCUUCCCGUUGAUCCGAGCAUUUGGGCAGAAGUCUGAGACGGUAGACAAGGCUUACGAGCUGUACCGGGUUGCGAGGUCAAAGCUAGGAGAUGCCAUGACUAUUGAAGACUAUGACGAGAUCGUAUCUUCUUUCCUUGCGGCGGACCAGGCGGAAAAAGCCCUGUGGAUAUUUGUCGAAAUGAUGACCAACGGCCGUAUCGAUCUUCGCCACAUGAGCAACCUCCCUCCCAGUGUCGCGAAUGGAUUCUUCAUUGGGAAGUGGCUAAAAAGACUGAUAGGGACUGGUGAUUUCGACGGUGCCUACAACGCGCUACUCCAUGUCAAGGCGAAGGGGGUGAUGCCUAGCCCCAUAGUUGUCAAUGUCCUGGUAGGAGCUUGGUUACGCUCAGGAUCCGCAGAGAACAUUGAAAAGGCCGAAAUGAUAGCUUGGGCUAUGAUCAACUCGAGGGUAAUGUUUGUUCAGGACCGAGCACAGCGUGGAUCUCUGGCCAAGAGCAUCAUCCCGUCGACUGGCCUUGCAAGCCCCAUCACUGUCAAACAUUCAAGAGACGGGUGGCCGAGCGCGACCCUCGAAACUUUCUCGUUACUCGCAGAGAGCUUCAAAGACCGUGGGGUUCUCACUAAGAUGGAAGAGCUUUGGCGUGCUUUCAGAGCCGCUGAGAUCGGACCAGACUCCUUCUUCAUGAACCAAAUGCUCUUCUCCCUACUUCGAAAUGGACAAGGGAAGAACGUCCGUGGCCUGUAUCGAGCUCUGACUGACGAGUUCAAGCUCGACAAGCUCCAACCUGAUUCUUGGACAUUCUUGGCCCUCUGGCAAGCCCUGGCUGUCAACCGCCUCCAAACUCUCAGGCCUGAGCAAGUACCAACCGAGAGAGUAGCCAGCAGAGAACUAUUUGCCGAGAUGGUGGGAUAUGCUGCCAGCUUCCAAAAGGAAGGGAUGGACAGCCAGCUGGCAAGGAAUAUCAUGCAUACCUUCCGCCAGCUAGAAGAUCCCUUCGGGAUGCUUGUUGCAUUUAGAGCACUACGUCAGGUCUUUCAGGUAUCCAAUGCAGGGUCGAUGGUACUGGAGUUGCUAGCUGGCACAACCAACGUCGAGAAAGCCGCAGGUAGUGUGAAACUCAGGAAGAACCUCGUUGCGGCGACGCAGCGCAUCGAGCAUUAUCUUUCACAGAGACAGAAGGAGAUGGUGAAAGCCGGGCAGCUCAGGAAGAAGCAAGAUAUCCCCGAGGAGGUCAGGACGGUCGAGUUGGCCAACCUCCUAGAACUGCACCUAGAGUCGCAACUCGCCGAGGUCCCGAACGCGCAGGAGCUGUUCAUGCAGGCGGCCCAAGAGAUGGGCGUCUAUAGCUCCGAGUCUGACGACGUGGACUGA